Messenger RNA from Neospora caninum, 3195 nucleotides. RefSeq lists its product as hypothetical. NCBI's taxonomy places the organism in Eukaryota, Apicomplexa, Conoidasida, Eucoccidiorida, Sarcocystidae. Gene Ontology annotation, cellular component: Ku70:Ku80 complex. The record is from RefSeq and is a predicted model, not a curated record. Gene Ontology annotation, molecular function: telomeric repeat DNA binding; double-stranded DNA binding. Bases 1 to 3195 code for a protein of 1064 amino acids. Gene Ontology annotation, biological process: telomere maintenance; double-strand break repair via nonhomologous end joining; cellular response to gamma radiation. The transcript is spliced from 5 exons.
AUGCACCAGAGCCUGCGGGGCGAAUUUCCAACCGCUCUCCCCGAGUGCUCUGAAGCCUUUCCUUCCGCUCGGUCGCCUGCCUGGUCCCCCACCACCUCUCCUUCUGUCGGAGUGAGCCAUGUGGCUGCAAGGACACCCACGAGCUCGCCUUCCCCAGGCCUUGCAGUCGCCGGAUCGACGACUGAAAGCUGGUCCAGUCGCUCCAGCUUCCACGCCAUGAAACGCGCAGCUCUGGUGUAUGUACAGCGCCUCGCUGCGACUUCCGCUAAAGUCGACGUCGGCGUCGUGUGCUUUGGAAGCUGCAGAACGAACAAUCCGCUCGCGAUUCCGGGCGGCCAGCCUGGAGACGAGGGAGACGAAGAGGACGACGGCUACAGACACGUCGACGUCGCAGUGCAGCCUGAAAGCGCCUCGUGGAAGCUUGUGAAGGCGGUUGAAGAAAUCGAGAACUCUGACCAUCGAAGCGACGCCAUCGACGCAGUGGUUGUCGCUGUCGAUACGGUCGAGAAAACAUAUGGCCCUAAGCUGGCGCAGAAUGACGUUUCCUUCCUCAUGUUCUCCGACUGCCAGUCACGCCCAGCAGCCCCCGAGGACAUUCCUGCCGUGCAGGAGCGUCUCCAGAGUCUCGGAAUUCGGAUGCAUGUCAUUGUUGUAGAUGGUUCGUUGCCAGAGUAUCCCCCCAUCUUGAGUCCUCCAUCCACCGCGAGUCUGGACCGCCUUCCCUCUCCUGUUCACCCGACUCUGCCCUCGCUAGCGCGCCUCGCUUCCACGCUCAUUCCUCUGCGGAGUUUCCUUGCCUCUCCCUUUCUCCGAGCCUUCUUCUCUCCGCCGAAACGGCUGUCGACUAAGUGUCGCGUGAAUCUCGAGAUCUCCAAGGCCUUUGUGAUUCCAGUCUACGUUUUCGUUCGGACGCGGAAAGAGAGCCUCCCCACGUUUCGCAAGAGAGUGUUUGUGGGGUCUUCGUGCUCUCAGUCCGCGACGCGAAGAAGAACUGAAUCCUCGCUUCCACGCGGAGAUGCGGCAGUCGCUUCUGAUGAGGUCUUGCGAAGGGGGGAGAAGCUGACGGAAAACGAAGAGGACGGAUGGAGAGACGUGAAAGUCGACAGAUUCUACUACCGCGCCAACGACCCCGACAGGACGCCCGUGAAGUACGGAGAACAGGACAAGAAGCGGCCAGAUGGGAUCAGCAUCUUGGGGAGGGACGAAUCUGAGGACGAAGGAACUCCGAAGCGAGACGCCGCUGGGGGUUACGUACACCGCCUGUAUGCGUACCGAUACGGCAAACAGCUCGUCGCCGUCUCCGCGGUCGAGCAACAGGCCUUCAAGGAACAAACGGAGGCGGGUUUGGUCGUGCUGGGUGUGACGAGGCGCGAUGGAAUUCAGAGAUGGUGGAAUCUCGGCCCUGCCGAGUACGUCACGUGCGCACUCAACAACCGGCCGUCGCUGGUGGCUCUGCGGUCACUGGUCCUCGCCCUAGAGCGACUGGACUCUGUCCUGCUCUGCUCUUUCGUGUGGCGCGCGGGAUACCCCGCGAAGCUGGUGGCGCUUUUGCCUCAUGUGGGAGGGCGCGAAGCCGGCCGACGACCGCUGUCUGACUCGUGGCAGGCGAGCGAGGCCAUCAAGAGAGAAAAGGAAGAGUUGGACGACGACACCAGAGAGGACGACUGGACGUACGGCCUGCAUUUGAUUUAUCUGCCUGUAGCCGAAGAUAUGCUCGAGCUGCGGCUUCCGUCUCUCCCCUCUGUGACGCCGAGCCAGCUUCAAGCUGUCGAGACACUCAUCGAUAGUCUGACGCUUCCCGACGGCCCACCGCUGCCUCUGAAGACGGGCGAAAUGGACACGCCUUUGCAGGAAGAAGCUGCGGAAAGCGACGGGGAGGGAAAAAAGCGGAUUGAAGACUGGAAGGAAGUCCGCGCCAGGCGUAGAGCUCUCCAGGCUUCCGCCUCAUCCCCUGCGGGAUGGCAGACAAAUACGACAAUGGAAAUUGCGGCUGAUCCAGCAAGUCUGUCCAUCUCCAGCUUCGCGUCGGAGAAGGAAUGGCUCGAUCUGCGCAAAAUCCAUAAUCCCACUCUCCAGCGGUACUACCAGCUUCUGGUGUACAGACACUACAAUCCCGCUUCACCUCCGGUGGCUCUUCGAGAAGAGGGAAACGCACAACACGAGCUACCGCCAAAUCCGGUGGAAACUGCUGAGGUCAACAGACGUGUCCUGAACAGUUUCUGGUAUCGCUCGUCACCCGUAGAAUCUCUUUUCACGCAAAAUCCACCGUCUUCGCGCGAAGCAGACUUAGACAGGCCUGACGAAACCUUGGAUGAGAGAAAUGCUGGCCCAGACGAGGCGCAAGUAGAUGCCGAUCUCAAAGCAGCCUUUCCACAAGCAACGGCUCCUGAAGCACAAAAGGCAUUGAGGCGGCAGAGGGAAGUUCAGAAACUUUUGCUCGGCGAAGUCAUCAGAAAGCAGAAAGAGCUUAUUCUGCGCGACGUGAAGGUGUCCGGAGACAGCGCGGGAACAGACGCGCAGCAGGAGAAAGCUGUGGAAGAUUCACAGGUGGCGAAGGAGCGGCGAGACGAGCUCGAGAGACUUGAGCGUGCGAUGGAAGAGAAAGAGCGCCAAGAGAAGAUCGAAGCUCUUAAGGCCUUGCAUGUGAAUAGUGUGAAUCCCGUUCGGGAUUUCCAGAGACUUCUGGAGGUGAAGGAAACAGAUUUGACGGAAAAGGCAAUUCAGGAAAUGACUGAUAUGAUCUGGAGAUUUUUACGGGCGGCUGGGGGACCGCCGGGAGUCACGUUGGCAACGCCGCCAGAAUCCGCGAGUGGACUAGACACGGAAGGACUGCACAACUUCAGGAGACAGCAGCAUCUUGGAAAGGCGCUUGUUUGUGUCGAGGCACUCAGGGAGGGAUGCCGGAAGGAACUCGAAGGGGCGAAGUUCAAUGAAUUCCUCGGAGAGCUGAAGGCUGAACUGUCGCGUGAGCAUGAACCGACAGAUGACGGCUUUCGCACCUUUUGGAACUUGUUGAAGUCAAGGCAAGUCGGCCUCAUUACACAUGCCGAGGAUCCUCGCGUGGAGCUGGAUCCCAGCAGAAGCCUGAGUAUCUACGACGAACAACUCGAGGCGCGUGUAACUAAAACGUCGCCUGCGGUGGAGAAACCAGUAGAUCCGGUUGAUGUUGAUGAUGUGCUCGAUCUUGUGGAAUAA